Messenger RNA from Seriola dumerili (greater amberjack), 4274 nucleotides. Its product is annotated as protein SSUH2 homolog. The record is from RefSeq and is a predicted model, not a curated record. The coding region runs from base 87 to 1157 and encodes 356 amino acids. NCBI's taxonomy places the organism in Eukaryota, Metazoa, Chordata, Actinopteri, Carangiformes, Carangidae. The transcript has 12 exons.
UGCUGCUACCGUUCAGUAAAGGAUCUGGGAGGUCGUCUGGGCUUAUUAAAACCGAACUGAAGUGAAAUUGAUCAGAAAGCAGCAGGAUGAACAGCGCAGCUGUGUACCCCCCCCUCUCCGCCCCCCCGGCCAACAUGUUCAACAGCGUGCCUGGUUAUGAGGAUACUGUGGCAGGAGGAGGUGGUUAUCUGCCCCCUCCCAUGCCUGUGCAGCCUUCAGCUCCUCCACAACCUGGCCUUGUACCUGACUGGAGCAUCCCAUCACUGCCGGAGGAUUUGGCUCGUGGGGCGUUCAAGGAGUUUGCGGGAUCUCAUUGCUGCUACAGUGCAGGUCCAGCCAAUGAUGGAGUCAUCACCAGCAUGGAGCCGUUCAACACCUUUAGGUACCGAUUGGAGACAUUCACUGAGUCCAGGUCAACUGAAUGGGCCCACAAACCUUAUGAAGGUGAGCCGGCUGACUUCUACACCCAGACUGCACCCCGGCCUUGGGAGGUCCCGGCCACGGCCCCCAGCCUCUUCACCGAUCACAAGCAGGAGAUUCGGGUCCCCUACACUUCAUCCAUCAAGGACUGCCAAGACUGCCACAGCACAGGGGAGAUUCCAUGUGAAGAUUGCCAUGGAAAUGGAUACAAACAGUGCAGCUGGUGUAAUGGCUCUGGGACAAAUAAUGAUGAAAACUGCACUCACUGUAACGGUACCGGCAGAGACAGGUGCUCAGACUGUGAUUCUCAAGGGGUGAAGAAGUGCACAACCUGUAAAGGAAAACGUCAGCUGCUGACGUUCAUCCAGCUCAAAGUGGAGUGGACUAACCAUGUAGAGGACCACGUGGUGGAGCAGAACUCUGGUCUGAAGGUUGACGAUCUUCGCUCCGUCAGCGGAAAGGAGCUGUUCAAGAACAACCAGUUUCUGCUCUACCCAGUGCUCGGAUUCCCAAACCCGGCCAUCGCUGAGGCCUCCGAGCGUAUGAUCAGAGACCACCAAAGCAAGUACUCCCAGACCUCCAGGAUCCUGCAGCAGAGGCAGCUGGUUGAGUUGAUCCCCAUCACUAAGGUGAACUACAAGUGGAAAGGCGACAGUCACGUCUACUUUGUCUACGGCAACGAGCACCAAGUCAGCGCUGACAACUACCCAGCAACCUGCUGCUGUGUCAUCCUGUAGACACACACACACACACACACACACACACACACAUACACACACACUCACACUCACUCACUCACUCACUCACUCACUCAUUACUGUCUAUCUUUCAUAUUAGCCUCUUUGUCCUGGACAAAUUUUAACCAAUCACUGUACAGAUCUUCUAAGAUCUAAAUUCUAAUUCUAAUUCUAAGUCUAGGUCUAACAUGUUAAUCCAGGGGUGUCAGAUUUUUCUGUCGGGUCCAAGUAUUGCAGAUUAAGAUACAUACACAUGCACAUUGACACACACACACACACACACACACAUUGUUUACUGUGGCCACCUGUAAAGUAAAAGGCAAAGCUGAAACUAAAGUAGUAAAAGGGAGAGUAACAUGUGACUUUCUCCUUGUUGGCAUCAAAGGUAAAACCACAGCAGCCUUUUCUGACAUUUUGUCCACAUUUCAAUUAGAAUUAUUUGUAUUAAUUAGUUGUUCACAUUCACAGUGAACUUCCAACAGUGUAUUAUAAAGACGCAUAGUCUGAAUUGUAGACUGUCCCCGCUAACAUCAGUGCUCCUCACUAAAAAACAAAAAGAUCCUGCAGCAACUGGAUUUAUCUUUUUGUUUUUGUACUUCCUGAACUUUCUGCCUAGUUCUGACUCUCAGCCUCUACCUCGUGUUAGGACGUUUGCAGUACAUUUUGUCUUGUCUUUAAUCUUUGACAGACCUGAAUUGUUGAUAUCGAAAAUUAAGAUUUUUUAUCAAUAGUAUAGAAGAAAGAUCUUCUGGUUAAAUCUGCCUCCUCAGAGUCCAUUAUCGUCUCUGUGUGGACACCUGUGUUGAUCAUCAUGUCUCUGAUGCCAUGAUCACUUACCAAAGAUAUUUUUCUUGUUAAAAAGCAUUUCUGCUGAACAGUUAACCUCAAACACGUGCCAAUAUGUGCCAUUUAAUAUCCUCAGUAUUGAGUGGAAAUCUAGUUUAUGUCCAAAAUGCUGCUGUUUCAAGAACAAGUAGAAGGUUUAAGGAAAAGAACAAAUAGAUGAAAUGUGAGAAAUGACAGGUGAAAUCUAAGUAAAACAUAAGAAAUAAUAAGGAAAAAAAUAGAUGUAUGAAGUUUUAAUCUGAUAGGGAUAGAUAUAUAUUAGGAGCUAUAUAAAUCUUUUUAUUAUUAUAUGAGCAGGCGAACUCCACAGUGACUCAUGUCAUAAAAUAACAAUAGAAACUGUUCAUCUGGUUUCUACUUGUGUCUUUCUUCUGUGGUUUAAAGGUAGAAACCACUUGAGUUUGUUUAAACUGUGGAGAUCACCAAAAAUCAUACCAGAAACAAAGACUGAUACUUUUUGAUUUGUAAAGCCUGCCAGCGUUGAAGCAAAAUUCAUUUGCAUGUCUGUGAAAAUAUUUUAAUCCUCAAAGCUUGAUGACAUAUUAACUGCUCACGCGGCUAGUUGGUGAACUUCUGUAAGCGGUGAGCUAACUUUUAACUAGCUCAGUUUGUGCCAUUCAUGUCUUAGCACAUUACAGAGGUAACCAUUUGUGUCUCUGAGAGAUAAUUAACUGAGGAUUUCUGACACACUCACCGCUGUUCUGACAGUAUUUUCAGAAACACAGAAGACUCUUCUGAACACCUGGAUGGAAAAAAUGUUAUCUCUGCUGCAUAAAAAAAGAUUUCAUUUAAAAGGACUAUUUAACUGUUUCCCAAGUUGCGAAUGAGCAGAAGAUAGCAGGCUGCUGUCUUUGUUUUGAUUCAGAAGCAGGUGCACAAACUUGAGGAAAGUCUUUUUGUCAUGCAGCAUACUGAAUAUUUUCUGGAAAUACCUUCAGAACAACACUAACAGUAAUUGCUAUUGCUCAGUAGCAAAGAUUGGUUUGUCAUCUUUCCAUGUUUACAUGUUUACAGUUUAGUAAAAGCCUUACUUAGCCUAGGCUAAAUGACAUUAUCACAUUAUAUCCGUAGUUUGCAGCAUAGAAAUAGGUCUAUAUAAAUAAUAUACCUGAUGUUCUCACAGCUGUUUAAUAUCCAUGUUAGUUCUUGUUUACGCUCUGAAGACUUUUUUUUAAUACCAGUGUAAAACAUUUCAGCAGUCGGCUUAAUUUUCUGAUGUUAACGCAUGCUUGAAUUCUCUGAACACAGUAUUAGUUUGACUUUGGCGUCAUCAUUAGACUUAAAUGGUGCUGAGUGGAAUGUCUAAAUGUCUAGCUGUUUAAAUGCCUUAAAACCAUUCUGUGACAAACAAAUAUCUCUGCUACUACUAACCUGAUGUACCUGAUGUUAUUACUCCGUUUGUAUUAGUAGAGUAUCAGUUAUAUGUAAUUGUUGAAUAUAAACUGCCUCUCACCUGCUUCUGACAGUUGUGCUCUAAGGUUGAUGAAUGCUGUAAAAUGUUAUCUGACAAAUAAUGGAUAAAGGAAUAAAGUAAUCUGAAUUGCUGACAAAAUAAGAUAAGAGAGAGUUCACCUCAAAAUGAACUUUAUCAGGAAGCUGGAAAAAAAAUGAAAGAGGAUAUUUUCCAAUAAUAAACUGACAAUGAAUGUGGAAGUACAGAGAGUCACAGAGCUCGAAGCAGCUCAGUCACUUAAUACCAAACAUCAAGUAACUGUGAGAGGUUUGGGAUCUAAAAUUUUAUGAUCUCAUCCAAAAACUCAUGUUUUUACUUACUUAUCUCAGGUUGACACCCAGGAUUCUUUACUUCACCAUGUUGGUAAAUGCAGUUUCACAACAGAAGGUAUUCAUUUUAGGUUGAGUAAGGGCUGACGUGAAGAACCAGCUCCUACAGUUACUGUUGCAGUAUGGGUUGUGUGUAGCAGGAGUUUCUUGUAAUGUGCUUUGUUGCCACAAAUUAAAAUAUAUUCAUGACUAGUGAAAACAAGUAAAAAGUUUCCUCCAACACCUUUGCCUCAGAAACGGAUCAGAAACUGAAUCGUCUUUUACAAGAGCAGUGUUCAACAUAAGGAGAAGCUCAAAGUAAAGAGUAUGUGACACAAAUCAGCUAUACGGAAGUGGGGUUUCUGUUCUGCUUUAAUGGAAGUAUUUCAUGUUUCAGGCUUAAUUUUACCCAACAAGAUUAUUUUUAAGUGCUUUUCAUCUUUAGAAAGUCAUUUUCCAAAAACAGGUGUUUGAAACCAUAAUUAGGGCGAAUAUACCUCAACAGUCCUU